UGAUGGGCCCAGGGGGUGCAGCAAUGCCCAUGGGCUGGCAGCGUGCUUGGGGUAGUGUGCAGCAGUGCUGGGUGGGUUGCAGGGCAGUGCUCAGUGCUGAGCCCACCAUGGGCACGGGACAGGAUGGAAGCAGAGCAGGUUGGGAGCAGCAGUGCUGCGCAGCCCUCGCACCACCUGCCCGUGCCACGUGCAGGGAGCGACCCAAUUCUCAGAGCCUCCCCAGGGCCCCUCCUGCAGCCCGGGGUCUCUGCUGGCCCCAAAUGCCCCCACGCUGCUCCUUGCACACAGCUGGGAAGGCACUGCUGGGCCCCUCAGUACCAUGUGGAGCCAUGUCUGUGUGUAUCGCACUGCUGGUUCACUCUGGGCAGAGGUGUUCCCCAGCAGCAGGGGUGUGGGGAGCUGUGACAAACCACCUGGGCCCUCCCUGGGAGGGGGUGCAGGAAGAUGCAGGUGGCAGGUUUGCUGUGCCCCCAGGGGAUGGCACACAGGGAGCUCAGAGAGCAUCCGCAGCCCUGAAAUGCUGCCAGCUGAUGGUGGCAUCCUCAAGGGGACACAGCAGGAACCAGUGGGGACAGGAGCAUGGUUGUGGGCAGAACGGGGUUGCUGGCACCUGCCGGUGGGAGUCAGGAGAGUGGGUGGGGGCAAAAUUCUCUCCCUGCAGAGAGGACGUGUUGCUGGAGACCCGUGGGCAGUGGGAGUGUGGCAGUGCCCCUGCCUGCCCUCAGGCACCCACACACAGCCCCCACCAGCACCCCAACUGUUCCCAGGGCUCACCUCCUCGUGACCCUGCUGAGUUCUGCCUGAGUGCCCAGAUGGGGCUGCUGUGUCACACCGGUGUCUGUCCCCACCAUGAACAGCCACAGCAGGACCAUCCCUGUUGUGCCCCCAGUGCACAGUGGAUGCCCAUGUGGGUGCUCCUCAUGCACUGCUGAAGAGCCCUAGUGCCCCCCCCCACCCGGCCCCCUGCUGCGCAGCCUCCCCACGCACCCACGCCAUCCUCACAGAGGAGGAAUAAUUUGGGGAAACCAUGGCAACGCUGGGGAUGCCAGCACCACGCUGUCCCCGGGUUCCCCCGGCAGCACUACCUUGCGCGGCUCAGCGGGCGUGCUGGGAUGGAGCCGCUGCAGGGCCCUCAGCCAGCUCAGCUCACCUGCCCCAUCCCUGCUGCUGCUGGACCAGGGCCAGCCGCCUUCCCCUGAGGCCAUCUGAAGGAAGCUGGCGACAGAAGUGUCACUUUUAAGAUGACACGAACGGACCCACCUGACAUCCUGGUGUCUACAGUGUACCAAGACAUAAAGGUGGCCUCCACAGCCCCCGGGGAUUCCAUCGUUCGCCAGCCCCUGGCGCGAUGUGAUGCCUCCAUGUCCUCCUCCCUGCCCCGCGACCCGCAGCCCUUCAACAAACGCCACUGCCGGAGCUUUGACUUCCUCGAGUCACUGGACGAGCCGCUGGGCACUCCCACAGCCAUGGAGCGGCCGUGCCCGCGACCCAGCACCCCUGAGCCCACACCGGGGCCGCCAGGCCGGCGCAUGCCCCCCAAGCCGGACCUGUAUGGUGGCAGGGCCCCGCCACCGCCCAGGGAGGCUCCGCGGGGCGAGCCGAAGCGGCGGGCCCGCUCCAAAAGUGCGCCGCGGAUGAAGCCCUCCUUCACCCCAGUGCCCAUUGCUGUCUCGGCGUCGCCACCCCCGGCCCGGCGUGGGCGCGAGGCGCUGCGAGUGGAGCGGGUCCCGCCACGUGCUGAGCCAUCACCACGCCGCGAGAGCCACGUGCCACUGCGAGCAUUGGCCAACGAGGUGCACCCCAUCAAGCUGCAGCCUCAGCGCAGCAGCGUCAGCCGCAUCUCCCCACUCUGCGUGGGCAGCAACUGCUUUGAGGAGGGGCCGGGCGCCAAGGUGGGCGCCAGCCCCCACGUCAAGUGCCGUGUGGACAUCAAGCCAGACGAGGCAGUGCUGGUGCACACCGCGCGCAGCCUCCGGGCCGCGCAGAGCCGGCCGGAGCCGCCGCACUGGCCCCGCGCUCCUGGGACCGCCCGCAGCCUGGCAGUACCUGGGAGCAGGCAGGUGUCUGUGUCCCGCACGCCCACCCCCAGCGACUCCUAUAGUGGGGACCCCCCGCUCUUGCCCUACCCCAGCGAGUACUUCGAGGCAGACCCACGGGCACUGGCGUACCAGACGGUGCCGGUCCCGGCCUCACGGGAAUUCAGGGAGUACCCUGAGAGGGGCUGCAUGACCUUCUCAGCUGCCGGUGUCCCCACCAAGUUCUUCUAUGCGGAGGAGCCGGUGCGGUGCCCCAGCCCCGCCGUGCCACUGCGGAGCACGGGCUACGCCAGCUACCCCUACCCCGUGCGCCACGGCCCCCCGCAGCACUUCUACGUGGAGGACCCUGCCAAGGCGGGCAUGCACACAGUGCCACCACGGACGUUGUAUGUGGAGGAGGCACCCACCCAUGCCUUUUAUGGAGAGGAGCCCCGCUUCUACACCCCGCGUGGCACCCCUGUCAAGGCCCUGUAUGCAGAGGAUGCCCGGACGUACCCAGCACUCGGCUCCUCCGGCAGGGUCUUCUAUGCUGAGGACUAUGGGAAGUAUCGUGAGCGGGAGGUGCUCUCGCGAACGUGCCCCCCUCCCCGCAGCACACAGCCCUUGCACUUCAGUGACUGGUACUGUCCUGAGCGGAGUGCGCUGCCCUACCAGAGCUUGCAGGUGUCACACUUCACCCCGCAGCCUGCCGGGCGCGAGGCCAUGCUCUCCUCCUGGCACGCCAGCUACAGCACAAACCCACCGCGGCUGGGCCGGGACAGCCAGCACUACUCCAAAUCCUGGGAUAACAUCCUGGCACCUGCAGCACGCAGGGAGGAGGCCCUGCAGCGUGGGCGCAGCUACGAGAACCUGCUCAUCCAGGAGCAGCACCGUGCCUUAUCCCCCGAUGAGCGCCGGCAGCCAGUGGUGAUCAACCUGUCGAGCUCGCCCAAGCGCUACGCCGCCUUGUCCCUGUCGGAGAGCUCCAUCCUCGAGCGGGUGCACAGCGACAGUGGCCGCGGCCCCCUGGGCCGUUCCUGGUACGUCACGCCAGAGAUCACCAUCACCGACAAUGAUAUCCGUGCCAAUGGGCUGGGCCACAGUGAGCGGCGCUCGGCCAGCUGGGAUGUGCUGGACGCAGGGCGGGAGCAGGCACCCUAUGCUGCACCCUACGCCCCACAGCCCGUGCCCAAGGAGAGUGGCUCAGCGCGCCAGCGCAGCCUCGAGCAGCUGGACGAGCUCAUCACCGACCUCGUCAUUGACUACAAGCCGGCACCGGGCCACCGUGCAGGGGACAGAGACAGCCUGGCCGAGCAGCUCAAGAAGCUCCUGAGCAGCAGCGCCCCAGGACCACCUCGGCGGGGUGAGGGGAGGAAGGUUUCCCCCAGUGUCCCUGAGAGUUUCCGGCCCACAAAGGAGCAGCCGGGCCCCAGCUCUUUUGGCAGCGCCCCGCGCCCCCAGCCCUCCCCACCAGCCAGCAGCACCUUCGAGAAGCCGCUGGAGAAUUGCUCACCCGACCUGAGCGCGGAGGAGGACGACAUGAUGAUGUGCUCGAAUGCCAAGUGCCGGCGGACGGAGACCAUGUUCAACGCCUGCCUCUACUUCAAGUCAUGCCACAGCUGCUACACAUACUACUGCUCCCGCCACUGCCGCCGCGAGGACUGGGACACGCACAAGGAGAGCUGCGUCUACGGGCGCGUGGGCAGCGUCUGCCGCCACGUGCUGCAGUUCUGCCGGGAGAACACUGAGGUGCACAAGGCCUUCUCACGCAUCGCCAAGGUGGGCUACCUGUCCCGCGGCCGCGGUGUGCUCUUCCUGGGCUUCCCUAACUCGGGCUCGGCUGAGAACUUCCUGCAGUUUGGGCUGGAGAGCCUGCUGAUGUCCCCCACCUACCUGUCCUUGCGGGAGCUGGAGAGCUACUCGGACAACCUGGGGGAGUACGCCCGGGAGCUGCGGGAGACCGGCAACCAGUACGACCCCGAUGAAUGUUUCCUCUUGAAUGUAACCGUGGCCGUGGCUCAGAAAGUGCCGGAGAGGCCAUCUCCGAAGGUGCAGGUGCCGACGGUCAGGAAAUACGCCAAGGUGGCCUUAGCCUCCUCCAGCCCUGAGAAGAAGAUCCCAAAGAAGGAGCGGGAUAUGGAGACGUUGAUCCUGACGCCGCCACCCGGCACAGCGGACAUCGACAAGGAGGGUGAGGAGGGCCGCAAGGCACGGGAGGUCUGCUUCAUCAACAUCCAGCGGGAGCUGCGCAUCCGUGGCGUCUUCCUGCGGCACGAGUUCCCUGCCGUCUACGAGCAGCUCUGCGACUUCGUGGAGAGCAACAAGCGCUUCACCCCCACCACCAUCUACCCCAUCGACAAGAGGACAGGCAAACAGUUCAUGUGCAUGAUCAUGGCCGCCUCUGAGCCCCGCACACUGGAUUGGGUGGCCAGCCCCAACCUCCUGGAUGACAUCAUGUGAACGUGGCACUAGGACCCCAGCAGCUGCUGCGCG
Numida meleagris (helmeted guineafowl) is the source of this 4508-nucleotide messenger RNA. RefSeq names its product chromosome 16 C9orf172 homolog (gene AJM1). Lineage: Eukaryota; Metazoa; Chordata; Aves; Galliformes; Numididae. Gene Ontology annotation, biological process: cell-cell junction organization. The record is from RefSeq and is a predicted model, not a curated record. The transcript is spliced from 3 exons. Gene Ontology annotation, cellular component: plasma membrane; apical junction complex. The coding region runs from base 1242 to 4475 and encodes 1077 amino acids.